AUGUCGGAAGGAGGCAAAGAAUCUUCUCAAGGCUCUGGAAACGAGAAUUUUCAAAACAUGGCACAAAUGUUUCAAGCUAUGGCCAGAGAAUUCGUUACGGCCAUAACCGAUCUUAGGAGAGAUGCACCUCGUGACGAAGAACGUGGAUGUCCGUUCAAACGCUUUGAGCGUCUUCAAAUUCCCUUAUUCGAUGGUAAACGGGAUCCUAUGGAAUGCGAGAACUGGCUGAUCGAUGCGGAGGAAAUUUUACGACUCGCUGGCUGCACAGAAGAACAAAAGGUGCAGUACACCACAUAUCGAUUGUCGGGUGAAGCCAGAAAUUGGUGGGUUGCCAAGAAAGUACUGCUAAUCCAAGAGCUGGGCAGCGAAGAAGCAAUUUCCUGGCAGCGAUUCCAGAAAGAAUUCCUUCAACAAUAUUUUCCCAAGAUUCUCAGAGAUGCGAAAGCCCGGGAAUUCACGGAUCUCACUCAAGGAAAUUUGACUGUCACUCAAUAUGUGGCUCGCUUUAAUGAAUUGGCGCGUUUUGCUCCCUACUUGGUAGCUGACGAAGAGAUUCGAGUGAGGAAAUUUGAACAAGGUCUCAACCCUCGAAUCCACGAUCAUGUGGUUUGUCUAGAGAUUCGUGAUUUCGUGGAAUUGGUGAACAAGGCCUCCUUGGCUGAGGAGAGUUUGAAAAGGAACGCUACGGAAACGGCGGAAUUUCGAAAAAAAGCUGCACCCCCACUGAAUCAAAACCAGGCUGGGUGGAGAGGAGGACCAAAUGGUAACAAUUGA
Molecule: messenger RNA, 774 nt
Organism: Alnus glutinosa
Lineage: Eukaryota; Viridiplantae; Streptophyta; Magnoliopsida; Fagales; Betulaceae
Exons: 1
Coding region: 1-774 (257 amino acids)
Source: RefSeq, a predicted model, not a curated record